Messenger RNA from Panicum virgatum (switchgrass), 4925 nucleotides. Its product is annotated as DEAD-box ATP-dependent RNA helicase 42-like. Gene Ontology annotation, cellular component: nucleus. The transcript is spliced from 2 exons. Bases 101 to 3298 code for a protein of 1065 amino acids. Gene Ontology annotation, biological process: mRNA splicing, via spliceosome. Gene Ontology annotation, molecular function: nucleic acid binding; RNA helicase activity; ATP binding. The record is from RefSeq and is a predicted model, not a curated record. NCBI's taxonomy places the organism in Eukaryota, Viridiplantae, Streptophyta, Magnoliopsida, Poales, Poaceae.
GACAAGUGGGAAAAAAAUAGCACACGAAACGAAGCUCGCCACCACCAAAUCCGGGUCUAGGGUUUCCGCCUCCCGAACCUUGCGCUCGCCGACCGCCGCCAUGGGCUCCGGCGACGACGAGCGCUCCAGCUCCAAGCACCACCACCGCGACAAGGACAAGGACCGGGAGCGCGAGCGCUCCUCCUCCCGUCACCACCGCGACAAGGACCGGGACCGGGAGCGCGAGCGCUCGUCCUCGCGGCACCACCGAGAGGACGGCGACCGGGACCGCGAGCGCAACCGCCACCGGGAGAAGGACCGGGAUCGCGAGGAGCGAAAGGAGCGGGAGCGGGAGGAGCGCAAGGCGCGGGAGCGGGAGGAGCGGGAGAAGGAGCGGGCGCGGGAGGAGAAGGAGAAGGAGCGGGCGCGGCGGCGCGAGGAGAGAGACCGCGAGGAGCGGGACCGGUCGUCCAGGCGGCGCGGGGACGCAGACGGCGAGGACGAGGAGGACCGCGACCGCGACCGCAAGCGCCGCCGCCGGUCCUCGCACCACCACCACCGCGAUGCGGAGCCGGAGGCCGCGCCGCCCCGGGAGGAGGAGGCGGUGGACGACGAGGAGGCGGAGCGGCGGCGGCAGCGGAAGAAGGAGGAGGACAUGGAGGCCGAGCAGCAGCGGCUGGAUGACGAGAUGGAGCGCCGCCGCCGGCGCGUCAAGGAGUGGCAGGAGAAGCGCCGCGAGCAGCAGCAGCAGGAGCAGGACGGGGGUGGCGCUGGCGGUGCAUCCGCCGCGGCGACGGCUGAGGCCGAUGGCGCCAAGGAGGGCAAGAAGUGGACCUUGGAUGGGGAGGAGUCUGAUGAGGAAGGGGAUAAUGAGGGUGGCAAGAAGGCAGUGGAGAAUGGAGGAUCUGGUGACAUGGAUGUGGAUUUGCCGAAUGGGGGUGGCGAUGCCAAUGGCGGUGCUGGUAUGGAGGAGGAUGAGAUUGAUCCGCUCGAUGCCUUCAUGAACUCCAUGGUGCUGCCGGAGGUUGCGAAGCUGGAGAGUGCUGCGGCAGUAGUGGAUACCGCUCCUGCUGCAGGUGUGGAUGAUAAGAAUGGUAAGAGCGCAAAGGAUGCUGUUAGUAACGGGGAUAAAAAGGGGCCAAGGAGAGCGGUGGGGAGAAUUAUGCAAGGGGAUGAUUCAGAGUCGGAUUAUGAUGAUGGUGACGAUGAGGGGGCCGGAGAGGAGGAUGAGGAUGAUGAGGAGUUCAUAAAGCGUGUCAAGAAGACAAAGGCAGAGAAGCUAGCAAUUGUUGACCAUUCGAAGAUUGACUACCAACCAUUCAGGAAGAAUUUCUAUAUUGAGGUGAAGGACAUUACGAGGAUGACAUCUGAGGAAGUGGUGGCCUACAGGAAGGAGUUGGAGCUCAAGGUGCAUGGGAAAGAUGUGCCCAAGCCAAUAAAGACAUGGGUGCAGAGUGGGAUGACAAGCAAGCUCCUUGACACCAUCAAGAAGCUUGGUUUCGAAAAACCAAUGCCUAUCCAAGCACAAGCGCUGCCGAUCAUAAUGAGUGGACGUGAUUGUAUAGGAAUUGCAAAGACUGGAUCUGGCAAGACUCUAGCGUUUGUUCUCCCGAUGCUGAGGCAUGUCAAGGACCAGCCGCCUGUUGUUCCUGGAGAUGGCCCUAUCGGGCUUAUUAUGGCUCCCACCAGAGAGCUUGUAGUGCAGAUACAUUCAGACAUUAAGAAGUUCUCUAAGGUGCUCGGCAUCAACUGUGUUGCAAUCUAUGGAGGUUCAGGGGUUGCACAGCAGAUUAGCGAAUUGAAGAGGGGUGCUGAAAUUGUUGUUUGUACACCGGGAAGGAUGAUUGAUAUCCUUUGCACUAGCAGCGGAAAAAUAACCAACCUUCGCCGAGUUACCUUCUUGGUGAUGGAUGAAGCUGAUAGAAUGUUUGAUAUGGGUUUUGAGCCUCAGAUUACUCGGAUUGUUCAGAACACUCGGCCAGAUAGGCAGACAGUACUUUUCUCUGCCACAUUUCCACGGCAGGUGGAGAUACUGGCACGCAAGGUGCUAACUAAGCCCGUUGAAAUUCAGGUGGGUGGGAGGAGUGUCGUGAACAAAGAUAUCACACAACUGGUUGAGGUACGACCAGACAAUGAGAGGUUCUUCAGGCUGUUAGAGUUGCUUGGUGAAUGGUAUGAUAAGGGGAAAAUUCUUGUUUUUGUUCACUCACAAGAUAAAUGUGAUUCUCUCCUCAAAGACCUAUUCCAGCAUGGGUAUCCAUGUCUGUCUCUUCAUGGCGGUAAAGAUCAAACUGACCGUGAAUCAACUAUUGCUGAUUUCAAGAGCAAUGUCUGCAGCUUGCUUAUUGCUACUAGUGUUGCAGCUAGGGGUUUAGAUGUGAAAGAACUUGAGCUGGUUGUCAAUUAUGAUGUCCCUAACCAUUAUGAGGACUAUGUUCAUCGUGUUGGGCGAACUGGGCGUGCUGGAAGAAAGGGCUUUGCUGUGACUUUUAUUUCUGAGGAAGAGGAGCGGUAUGCCCCAGACCUUGUUAAGGCCCUGGAGCUCUCGCAGCAAGCUGUUCCGGAAGAUCUGAAAGCCCUAGCUGAUCGGUUUAUGGUGAAGGUGAAGCAGGGCACAGAGCAGGCCCAUGGCACAGGUUACGGUGGUAGUGGUUUUAAGUUUAAUGAGGAAGAGGAUGAAGCCAGAAAGACUGCAAAGAAGGCUCAGGCAAGGGAAUAUGGAUACGAAGAAGACAAGUCUGAUUCAGAUUCUGAUGAGGAAGGCGGGGUGCGUAAGGCGGGAGGUGACCUGGCAGCACAAGCUAUUGCCAAUGCUCAUGCUGCUGCUGCUUUGGUUGCAAACAAAGCUGCUAGUAAUGCUAACCAGCAAGUACCAGGAACUGCGUCAGUCCCCUUGAUUCCUUUACUUGCUGCAACUAACCAACAAAAUGAUGAAGCCACAGCUCGUGCACUUCAGGCUGCAAUGAACUUGCAACAAAAUCUGGCAAGGAUACAGGCUCAUGCAGUUCCAGAACACUAUGAGGCUGAACUUGAGAUUAACGAUUUCCCACAGAAUGCUCGCUGGAAGAUCACUCACAAAGAGACAUUGACUCCUAUUCAGGACUGGACUGGUGCUGCUAUCACUACAAGGGGAACAUAUAUUCCUCAAGGAAAAAUUGUUGGUGCAAAUGAGCGCAAGCUGUACCUGUUUAUUGAGGGCCCGACAGAGUCAUCUGUGAAGAAGGCGAAGGCAGAAUUGAAACGUGUUCUUGAGGAUUGUGCCAACCAAGCUCUGAAUCUUCCUGGAUCUGCUCAAACUGGAAAGUAUUCUGUUAUUUGAGUUACGGAGUGGCUAAUGGAAAGGCUAUGUAGGGUUUUUCUUGAUAAGCUUAUAAUGGCGCACCAAAGCCGUAGAUGGAUUGCUACUUCCAAGUGUUCGAGUUGUCUCCAGCAUAUAUUUUUUUGCUAACUUUUUUAUAAGGCAGCUAGUGGUUGGUUGCUAUCACAUGAUUAUUAUGAAAUUGUUUGGGGGUGUUUCGGCAAAAUCUACUGACAGGUUUGGUUACCUUUGGACAGAAGGCUUAGAACACUGGUGGUGGCUGGCCUGCUAGUGCCAUAACGCCAAGGAAGGCGCUCAGCUUUAUGGUGCGGUUUUGAAAGAGAUGGUUGUUAUGGAUACUGUUCUUAUUGUUCCACUUGAAAACUGAUCUGCUUGCUUAUGGAUAUUGUUCCCCCUUUUUAUGAGAGACAAUACAAAGAUUGUGUGACUGUGGUCUAAUUAAUCCAGGUUUCCGUAUUCAUUUGCCUGUCUGGAAGCUGAGAAGCUAUAGUUUUCUCUGUUGGUUUGGCUCUGUUUACUCUUAUUAUUUGUGCGGUCCGACUAGUGUUUUCUAUUUUGUGUUUAAAAAGGUGCCGUGAUGUUCUUGUUUUGGUCUUCAGAUGCCCUGCUGUUUGUUGCAAGUGGAGGACCAGGUAUGUUCUGCUGCUGGUCGUGGUGGCGGCUGACACGCUGGACUGCAGGCUCAUAGUAUGGUUCCAUUACCAUAACAUGCUUGUCCUUGAAUAUUAUGUUAUGACGAGGGAUGCUGCUUAUGAAAAACAGAUGAAACGGUAAAAUUUGGCUUGGUUUGGUUUCCAGAAUGAGUUAUGGAUGGUAUGGAGCCAAGUUUACUGUUUUUGUGAUGUCAUAUAUCUGCUUGUGUUCGAGUAAGAAUGUGAAUGAUAUGCCUGAAUGCAUGGUUUGUAUAGCACAGGAUGUAGCUGAUGGGUCUGGCUGGGAUUUAUGGGGUUGUAUUGUACCUUUGGUGCCUACCUCCAUGGCAACAUGUGGUUUUGCUCUUUAGGCCAUGUUUAGUUCCCAAAAAUUUUCAAGAUUAUCUGUCACAUUGAAUUUUUGGAACAUGCAUGGAGUAUUAAAUAUAGUUUAAAAAUAACUAAUUGCACAGUUUAGCUGUAAAUGAUGAGACGAAUCUUUUAAGCCUAAUUAGUCCAUGAUUGGACAUUAGUUGUCAAAUAAUAGCGAAAGUGCUACAGUUCCAAAAUACAAAAAUUUUCACCAACUAAAUAGGGCCUUAGAGUAUGAUGAAAUGGCAUGCUUAAAUUAUGAUGAGUCAUGAAUCACGUUUGACAUGACUCUGAUGUGGCACACGACGUUGACUAUGCUUUGCCUUUUCUUUUUUGAAAAUACACGUCUAACUUUGCUUCAAACUAUUUUGCUGGGCAGAUGUUCCCUCGCGUGAAUAUAGGCCUCCAGCCUAGAGAGACACCAACCGGUCCCCAAAAAGCCCUCUUGGAGUCUUGGUGUUAUAAGAUGUUUAUGGUUUAUGAAGUAAACGAUACUGGAACAUGUGGUUUUUUUCAUAUAUCAUACUCUGAUUUGAACUAUUGUUUCGUAAAUUAUUUUUCGGUCAUUUAUGAUUGGAGCUUGGAAAUGUAUGCUACGCUUUUCUUAUGCUACUGAUUUUCUA